Stomoxys calcitrans (stable fly) is the source of this 3931-nucleotide messenger RNA. RefSeq lists its product as uncharacterized. The transcript has a single exon. Gene Ontology annotation, molecular function: dopamine neurotransmitter receptor activity, coupled via Gi/Go; G protein-coupled receptor activity. Gene Ontology annotation, biological process: adenylate cyclase-activating adrenergic receptor signaling pathway. The record is from RefSeq and is a predicted model, not a curated record. Bases 943 to 3240 code for a protein of 765 amino acids. Gene Ontology annotation, cellular component: membrane. Lineage: Eukaryota; Metazoa; Arthropoda; Insecta; Diptera; Muscidae.
CCAAUGCUCAGCGGUCAGUUGUGCUUGAAAAGCUAAAGAGUGCGGAUCGCUAGUCGGCAAGUUGGCGCGUUGUGUAUGAGAACGAAAUAACAAGAAGGGCGAAAAUACCGUACUGCGAAUAGACGCGAAUCUAGCUGCAACUGAUAAAACGAAUACUAAUGAAAAAUCUGUCGAAUAACAAAGGCACACACCUACAACGAACGACGCAUUGAAAAUAAAUUUGAACAUAUACACAUUGGUGUUUACAACCGUGACGGCUACACACAAUAAACGUGUUAAAGAAAAUAAAUAUUUUGUUAACAAAAGCAACCCAUACUCUUCGUAUUUUCAUGUAUCUAUGUGUAUGACCGUCGCUUGUCAUUACUACAAUUACUAAAAUUGUGCUGAAAACAGAAACAAAUUACAAAAUUGAAGUGAAGUGAAAACAGUGAUUACUGUGUCAGGAACAGCAGCUUCUUCGUGGAAUUUUAGAACUAAACUAAAUCGAAACAUUCUGAGAACCAUAAUAACCCAGCAAACUAAAAACACGAAACGACAACUUAGCGGGGAACUUUGAAACAAGUGCGUCCAAGUGAUGUCAACUCACCCCACACAAACACACAAUUGCAUAAACACAUAUACUACACAUAUGUAAGAGAGACAGACGCACGCACGAAUAAAAGAAACUGUGGUGACUGACGGAAUAGACGACUCCGCACCCCCAUUCCGCCCGAAAAAAGUCCAGCUCUACGAUUGGAAUAAAACAAAAACAAGCUGAAGUUCAAUUUUGUAUCAACAAACACUGGAAAAGAAACACCGUAAAAAGAAGUCAUCAUCCGAAGACCUACACAGGGAGAGAAGAAGAGGAGUCAAAAAAAAAAUAACUAAACAUUGCCAAAACAAAAACACGAGCAGUUUUAAAAUUUUGAAAACCGUAAAUAUCGCUUGAAUUAAUUAUGCUAAAUGAUGACAAUAGAUGUUUUGAUAUUUGUCGUACUCAUACUGUCGUUUCUCAUAAAUAUAUUGGCACUGGCUGCCUUCUGGGUGACACCAGGUCUGCGCACAACUGCGAAUCGAUUCACAAUCAAUCUAGUCAUAAUAAAUUUGGUUGGCUGUGUUGUGCUUGCGCCCACCUUGUUUCUGAGCGGCGGUGAGUUUGUCGGAGGUCCGGGUGGUGGCAGCAAUGAUGGUGCGGGCAUUACAACCGGUUCCAGCGAGUCUGGUUUAAGCUUUUUAUCGCCUAAUGAGAAUGAUGACAGCAUUGAGUUUUACUCCAAACCUGGAAACCACCAACUGACCAUAAGACACAAUGGUAGAUUGGUGGAGAAGGAGGGUUUCAUCGUCCGGCGGAAUAGCAGCAGUGGCAAGGAGGCCAACGAUGGCGUUGGGGCUGGCUCAAGAACAAUCGAGACAAUAUACAAAUGUAACGACACAUACUGUCGCGAACUGACCAUAGACGAGAGUGUUGAAACUCUGGUCAUCACUGAGAUUGAGGAGGAGAGCUUUAGUAAGCAUAUGGAAUCUACGCCAGACGAAGAACAAAUUGAACAACAGCCAUGGCAUAAUUUCCAAAUGAGGUCAUGGUCCAUUGAUAUGGUUGCUGCACUUGGCGCCAUGGCGGUUCUUUUGGUUGUGGGUGAUACUUGGUGCGCUGUUACAGAUCCAUUGCGUUAUCAUAUUCGUAUUUCCGGACUCAAGUCAUGGAUUUUGAUCGCAUUGACAUGGUCAAUGGGUAUCUUGUUUGGUGCUUUGUCGGCCCUAAGAGAGAUUGACUUUGAGGCGGAUACCCUUGUCAGAAAAGAUAACACUGAGUAUACUACGUACUUUUCCAGCCUUAGUUCUUCCAACAACAUUUUUGAAUUAACAUUUUCAUGUUUGUAUUUUGUGCUAAUAGUUUUGCUGCCAUUCGUUUUUGUAUGCGGCAUGUAUUGGCGUAUCAUCAACGAGGCUAGAGGAAAUGGACUAAGAAUGCGACAAAAUGGAUCGUCACCUUUGAUGCAGAGUUCCUUGAAUUUAAUGCAUCGAAGUUCUAUCUCUUCCACCUCAACCCAAGGUGGGGGCUUGCAGAUGAGUAUUGAUAAACAGCCACAGGAACAUGGAUUAACAUAUUGUCCCCAAAAGGAAUCCACUCCAAUAUCUGAGGAUAGGCUAUCGGAAUUGGAUGGUAAAAAAGACAAUACGGUGGAGAUUGAUAUACAACAGCACCAGACAGAAAACGUUCUAGUUACUCUAGAAGCAGCAAAUGUGGAAGUUGAAGCUUUUUCUUUGCCACAAAACCAUAAUCCAUUGACUACAUCUUCAUAUGAACAUCAACAACAUGUACGACAAGUACUUUCAUCACUAAAUCUCCAACGAAACUUACAACAAGUUCAACAUCUACAAAAUGCUGAAGCGAGCCCCUUUGUCCAAGGCAAUUAUCAGGAAAUCAAUGAGCGUUCUCCGACUUCUCAACUUGAAAAGCACUCGUUGCAGAUGGCAAACGUACAUACCUCGCCGAAGGCUUUGGGAUAUAUGUCCUCCCUACGACAUAGGCUUUCAAAUGCGUCCUCACUCUUCAAGUAUCGCGAAGAGUCCAGAGCAGCACGCAUUAGCAUAUUAGUGGUUAUUAUGUUCCUUACCUCUUAUAUGCCUUUCGGUCUUCUGGUUUUACUUCAAAACAGAGUAUCAGCUGCUAGCUUCCUACUAUCGAAUGAGUUGGCUAUUUUUAUGAUUCUAUUAGCAAAUCUCAGUUCAGCUUUCAUAUUUGCCUAUCGUAACAAACGAGUGCGACGCGGUGUUAAAAGACUGUUGGGUUGCGACAGCCUAUGGACGAAAGCAAAACUAAAUGGGUACAGCAGCUUUAAUUACCGAAGGAACCUCAAUACCAAAACUAAUAGCAGCCGAUCCUCAGCUCAUUCAAAUAACUCCAAUCAUCAUCAACAUCCCACAUCAUCUAGUCUCAUGUUUAGCAACGUAAAUACCUCCAAUAUAUUCAUAAGGCCUACUAGCACUUGCAGUACGAUAAUUAAUUUAACUAUAAACAAUAGCAUAGAUCCAUGCCAAAAAGCUCCCGACAGAACAAAUGGUGCUCAUGCCAUUCGAUCGCACAUGGUGCUACAACAGGGAGACAUUGCCAUAGUUGAGCAAAUGCCAUUGAACGGUAGGAAUGCCUCUCCAAAGUCAUCCAUAAUAAGGAAUUAUGUAGUCUCCAAAACCUCCCAGAAGCUUGUCUGUGAUGCCGCCUACAGCGGAAUUGUAAAAGCUGAACCAACGGAAGUGUAAAGUAUUUUUUUUUAUAAAAAAAGUCACAUAUAUAUGAUAAUGUAGUAUAUAUAGUAAACAAUUGUAAACUGAAAGAAAUGUUGGGACAUUUUUAUUAGGAAAUCGAAUUUGUUAAUACUAAGUUCAAAAGUUUUUUCUAAAGUCUAAUUUUUUAAUUUUGACAUUUUUUUCAAAAUGUAAAUUUAAACCAGUUGAAAUUCACUGUAUACAAACUAGUAUUACUAAUUAAAACAUUUGAAAUAGUUUUUAAGCUAACAUUAAGCAAAAAAGCUCUUAAAAUUACGAAUUUAUUUCACGUUGAUAAACUCACUGGAUACGAUGAUUGUUCUCAGUUUAUUUUCUUGCUAUUAGGAAAAUCUAACCAAAACUAAAUAAAAUAACUAAAUUAGUUAUCCAUUUCUUUUAUUCAUCGAGAUAAUAUUCGAAGGUACGGAAACUUUAUUAAAUUUAAUUUUGAUUUUUGGAAAUUAUUUUGUAAUUAACAUUAAUGGUAAAUACAAAAUAAUUAAUGGUAAAGCAAAUAAUUGAUUUUUUUUUUUAAUUGAAGAAGAAUCUCGUACCAGGCAUUAAACAAUUGAAAAGGGUUAAAGCGCGCACACUCGGCUAACCGCUGUAUGAUAAAUCAAUUAUUCAUGACCUUUUAAAGAUAACACAUUUGAAUAAAAAGAAUAAAUCGAUAAUAAUGAACAAU